Peronospora matthiolae is the source of this 3576-nucleotide messenger RNA. The record is from the annotation of a GenBank genome assembly. Lineage: Eukaryota; Oomycota; Peronosporomycetes; Peronosporales; Peronosporaceae.
AUGGACAUGGAGGCGCUCCUCUGGCGUCUCUUGGCUGUCGACAACGCCGCGCGCAACGCUGCGGAAGCGCAGUUCCGUGUUUUGAAGCAGAGCGGAUGCAGCGACGAGCUCUUGCUCGGCCUCGUGCAUGUAAUUCACUCCACUAGCCGCGACGACGUCCGCGCCCUCGCGGCUGUGCUCUUGCGCCGCGUGUUGCUGCGCGACGCCGUGUCGCUCUGGCCACGUGCAUCGGCGGACGCUCGUCGUGCGGUAAAGCACGAACUCGUGGCCGUGCUCGAAGCUGGUGAGACGAACCGCACGAUCCGACGCAAAGUGUGCGACACGGUGGGCGAGCUGGCCAACAGCCUGCUCGAGGACGGCCAAUGGGACGAGUUGCUGGUCAAGGUGCUGCAAUGGAGCACGUCUCCCGUGCUGUCGCUGCGGGAAGCUUCGUUGCGUGUACUGGAGAUGGUCGCGAUGUUUCUCGCAGCUCAAAUGACAAGAGACGAGAAGCGCGAGUGGAAUUUGAAGGUGCUCGAGACGUUCCUGGCAGGUCUCAAAGAUCGACAAGGACGUGUAGCGCUUAAUGCGCUGCGUGCUUUGGGCAUGUUGUUGCUGCAUGUGGAUGCACUGGAGCACCUGGCAAUGCCGAGUGUGCUGGUCACUGCUGCCCCGCUUGUACUUGCUGCUUUGCACUCGUUGCUAGCUACGAGGCAGUACGAUCAUGUGAUGGAAGCACUGGAGAUGCUGAUUGAAGUGGCGGAACCGCAUGCAGCUUUUUUCAAGCUGACUUUGCUCGAGUUUGUCGAGACGAUGGUACAGAUUGCUGAUGCCCCGCGAGAGAUGAACAGCGAUAGUGAGGCCAUGCCGGAUGGAUGCAGACAAUUGGCCAUGGAAUUUCUGGUCUCGCUGGCAGAACAAGCGCCGUCGAGAUGUCGACGAUUACCGAAGAAUAUGUUUGUCGAGACGGUGUACCCAGUGGCGUUCAAGAUGAUGCUGGAACUGCAGGACAUUGAUACGUGGGAUGUCGCGGACUGCGAGGAUGAACAGUCGGCUGGUGGACAGGGCAUCGACCACGAUAUCUCCAAUUUUGACGUGGGCUCAGAGGCUUUGGAGCGAUUGGUUGGGGCACUAGGUGCUAAACGCUCGCUUCCUACGUGUUUCAAGCUCAUUCAGGCGUAUGCUGCUUGUUCGGACAACUGGGUGAGUCGUCAUGCAGCCUUAGUCGGUCUUUGCCAGAUUCUCAACGUUCUUGACGAGGAGAAUCUAGACGCGAUUGUGCGGCAUCUGCUGGCUCAAGUCAACGAUCCACACCCGCGAGUGUGCUGCACAGCCGUUGAUGUCAUCGGUCAACUAUCUGUUGAUCAAGCCCCGCAAUUUCAAGAGGCUUACCAUGCACAGGCGCUUACUGUGCUAGCACACUACCUCGAAGAUUUUACUAAACCGCGUCUCCAGGCUCACGCAGCUACUGCUUUGCGCCAGUUUAUCGAUAUGUGUCCACCUGAGCUGCUCACGCCAUACCUCGACAAGAUGCUUCACCAGUUGUUUGCCUUGCUGCAGCGUGGCCAUGCGGUGACAGCAGGUGCAAUCCAAACACCUGCACAAGCUUAUGUUGCCACUCGCGUUGUCCAAGAGCAGGCCAUCACUGCCAUUUCGUCAGUCGCCAUGGUGGCAGGCGCGUCUUUCACCAAGUACUAUCCAGCAAUCAUGCCUCCUCUCCAGCAAAUUCUCAUGAAGUGUCUCCAAGAGAGUGUCCAAGUGGCGUCAACGUCACCAGUAGUGCAAAAGUCGCAGGCAGCCGCACCGAGCUCAUUUACGCUCGGUGGGAUCACGCUCGAGUGCUUGAGCCUUAUAGGUCAGGCUGUGGGCAAGGAGGUGUUCUCACGCGACGCUCGUGCUAUUCUCAAGGUGAUGGCAGAAAUGCAGGCAACGCCAUCAAUCGUCGGCAAUGAAUUGAUUCGCACAUACUUGUUGCAGGCCUGGGCUCGUUGCUGCACCUGUCUCGGCCACGAUUUCGCGCCGUACUUGCCACUCGUGAUGCCUACGCUGCUUGAGGCUGCAAUUCAGCAGGCUGAGUUUGAAGUAGAUCCUUCUACGUUGUCCCGUGACGAUGACGAUGAUGACGAUGAUGAUGAGAGUGGGGACUCGACGGACAACGAGGACAUUCAGCUCGCGCAAGUGAACGACAAAUGCCUGAGCAUCCGAACGUCGAUUCUCGAGGAGAAAGCUACGGCCUGCCAGCUACUAGCUGGUAUGGUCUUGGAUCUGAAAGACGCUUUUUUCCCGUACGCAGAGCAGGUGACCCAGGUGUUUGCCCCGUUGUUGACGGAGUCGGUGCACUCUGACAUCCGUGCCUCAGCGAUUCGCUCCAUGCCUGCUCUCGUCAAUUGCGUCGCCGUUUCUACCGCAGCACCUGGUUUCAAGGACCACAGCGGAGUAGCUAUCAAGCAAAUGGUGGACUUUGCGCUCGGCCGGCUGGUAAACGCGCUGACCUCCGAGCCCGAAGUUGAGCUGGUUGUGAUAAUUUUGCAAAGUAUGACGAGCUGCCUCGUGUGUGCGCGGGAGCUGCAUCCGACUCUAGAGUUGAAUGAUGCCCAGUUGCGAGAACUCGUGCACGGUUUCCUCGUGGUUCUAGGCGACAGCUUCCAGCGUCGUGCGAUUCGCAGAGUUGGAAGCGGUAGCGAUGACAUGGAAAGUGGCGAGGUUGAUGAUGAUGAUGUUGAGGAGGAGGAAGAGAAUGCUUUGCAAGCUAGUGAAAGCCAACUGGCGGAACAGGAGCUUCAGUUUGUCCUAGCGGAGGGCAUUGGUACUCUUGCCAAGACUCAUGGAGCUGGAUUCUUUCCGGUAUUUAUGUCUCUCUUAUGGGAGAAAGUGGCAGCACUUGCAGCACCUGGAUGCCUCGUGGAAGACCGUCGACUUGCACUGUUUGUCGUGGAUGAUGUGCUGGAGCACUGUGGAGGUUCCGCGAUGCGUCACCUGGACGUCUUCUUGCCUGUCCUGGAAAACGCACUGCGCGAAGUGGGUGAGCCUGAUCUCGUGCAGGCAGCAGCGUUUGGCGUGGGUGUGUGUGCCUCGUUUGGUGGGGCAUUGUUUGCACCACAUGCGAAGCAGUGUCUACAGUUGCUUCACAACGUUGUGGCAUACCCAUCUGCUUUUAGUCCGGAGCAGCGCAACGCGACCGACAAUGCUGUAGCUGCGCUGGGCAAAUUCUGUGAAUUCCAAGCAGAUGCUAUUGAUGCUGCGACUUUGUUCCCGCAGUGGUUGGAACUGCUUCCUCUUCGUGGAGAUUUGGAAGAGUCUUUUGCGGUGUUGCGUCGUUUGUGUCGCUACGUGACCGACCGACAUCCUCUUGUACUGGGUGCACCGGACUAUCGGCAUCUUGGAAAGAUUGUCACUGUGUUAUCGGCUGUUGCUCAGGAGAAUUUUUUGCGGAAGAUGCGCAAGGCCGUUGGUGAGAAAGAGACUUCCGCACUUUGCCAGGAGCUUGCUUCAGUUCUAGCAGGCCUUCGUUCGACGGUGCCUGUGCCGAUUAUGGAUCGGGCAUGGUCUUCGCUUAUUCCUUCGCAGCGAGUAGCCUUGCACGCGCUUUUUGCGUGA